Apaloderma vittatum (bar-tailed trogon) is the source of this 2234-nucleotide messenger RNA. RefSeq names its product thimet oligopeptidase 1 (gene THOP1). Gene Ontology annotation, cellular component: mitochondrial intermembrane space. Lineage: Eukaryota; Metazoa; Chordata; Aves; Trogoniformes; Trogonidae. Gene Ontology annotation, molecular function: metalloendopeptidase activity. The record is from RefSeq and is a predicted model, not a curated record. Gene Ontology annotation, biological process: peptide metabolic process; proteolysis.
GUAACGUUGUGGAUAGCCAGUCGCCCAGGCUGUUGGCAAAUCAGCUGAGAUGGGACCUGACUGCCGAACAGAUAGAAAACAUGGCUGCAGAGCUCACGGAGAGGACCAAGCUGGUGUACGACCGGGUGGGCUCCCAGGAGCAGGGCGAGGUGUCCUACGAAAACACUCUCAAGGCGUUGGCAGAUGUGGAAGUGGAAUAUACGGUCCGUCGGAACAUGCUGGACUUCCCCCAGCACGUCUCUCCUUGCAAAGACAUCCGCGCGGCAAGCACCGAGGCCGACAAGAAGCUCUCGGAGUUCGACGUGGAGAUGAGCAUGAGGCAGGACGUGUACCAGAGGAUUGUCUGGCUCCAGGAGAAGGCAGAGAGCGCUUUGCUGAGGCCUGAAGCAAAGAGAUAUCUGGAGAGGCUGAUCAAACUGGGUAAAAGAAACGGUCUCCAUCUCCCUGAGGAAACGCAGGAGAAAAUCAAAGCUAUUAAGAAAAAGCUGAGCGUCCUUUGCAUAGACUUCAACAAGAACCUCAACGAAGACACCACCUUCUUGCCCUUUUCGAAGGAGGAACUAGGGGGGCUCCCUGAGGACUUCCUGAACUCCCUGGAGAAGACAGAGGAUGGCAAGCUGAAAGUCACCUUGAAAUACCCGCACUAUUUCCCCCUCCUGAAGAAGUGUUACGUGCCUGAGACAAGGAGGAAGGUGGAAGAAAUGUUCAACUCCAGGUGCAAAGAGGAGAAUUGCUUGAUCCUCAAGGAGCUGGUGGAUCUGCGUGCUCAGAAAGCCAGUCUGCUGGGCUUCAACACGCACGCGGACUUCGUGCUGGAGAUGAACAUGGCUAAAAGCAGCAAGACAGUGGCCACGUUCCUGGAUGAGCUGGCCCAGAAACUGAAACCCCUUGGGGAGAAGGAACGAGCUGUCAUCCUGGACCUGAAAAAAAAAGAAGGGGGGGAGAAGCGUGGCCGGGAGUGCGACAACCGCAUCAAUGCCUGGGACAUGCGCUAUUACAUGAACCAAGUGGAAGAGACGAAGUACAGCGUGGACCAGAACCUGCUGAAGGAGUACUUCCCCAUGCAGGUGGUCACCACAGGCCUGCUGGCCAUCUAUCAGGAGCUGCUGGGGCUCACCUUCCACCUGGAAGAGAAGGCUCAGGUCUGGCAUGAGGAUGUCCAGCUCUACACGGUGAAGGACGGCGCCUCCGGGGAGAUCAUCGGCAAGUUCUACCUGGACCUGUACCCACGGGAGGCCUUGGGUGAGGCAAAGCGACGGAAGAGGGCUCGGGGAGGGGGGAGCAGAGCCCGCCCUGCGCUUGGGGACGAGGAGAGGCUGGCCCGUUCCCAGACGCGUGGCUGGCUGCCAGGGGGGGACCAUGGGAACGCUCGCCGUGUCUCCUAGGCGGAGUUUGCCAUGUUCAGCGGGACGCACGUGGAGCGGGACUUUGUGGAAGCGCCGUCGCAGAUGCUGGAGAACUGGGUGUGGGAGAAGGAGCCGCUGCUGCGCAUGUCCAGGCACUACAAAACUGGAAGCCCCAUCCCUGACGAGCUGCUGGAGAAGCUCAUUAAAUCCCGGCAGGCAAACACAGGGCUCUUCAACUUGCGUCAGAUCGUCCUGGCCAAGGUGGACCAGGCGCUGCACACCCAGACGAAGGCUGACCCCGUGGAGGUGUUUGCCCGGCUGUGUGAAGAGGUGCUGGGCGUCCCUGCCACCCCAGGUACAAACAUGCCGGCGACGUUUGGCCACUUGGCCGGAGGCUAUGACGCGCAGUACUACGGCUACCUCUGGAGCGAAGUGUUCUCCAUGGACAUGUUCCACACGCGUUUCAAGCAGGAGGGGAUCAUGAACUGUAAGGUGGGCAUGGAUUACAGGAGUUGCAUCCUGCAUCCUGGUGGGUCCCUGGAUGCUUCCGACAUGUUGAGGAAGUUCCUGGGUCGCGAGCCCAAGCAGGACGCCUUCCUGGCCAGCAAGGGGCUGAAGGUGGAGAGCAACUCGCUGCCUUCGGCCUGCUGAGAAGCUGCUCCAGCCCAUUUUCGAGUCAAGCCAGCUCCUUUGUCUACGCACCAGUCCUCUCAGGCCGAGCGAUACCCGGUAUUUCUGUCACUGAACGCGUCCUGGGCCAGCCCCUGCCUGGAGCUCUUCCUCCAGGAUCCUGCUCCAAGCUCACCCCGGGCUUCUGGAGCCGGGUUCAGCCCAGGGCUCUGCGGUGACAGCUCUGCCCAGGGAGGUGGAUUGCCUUUGUCACUGCCC